AUGGGCAACGUCGUCUCCGCCAUCUCCGGCGGCAGCCAGGGCCAGAUCGAGUCUCGUAAGGCAGAGCUCGAGGACAAGCUCGCCGACCGCGAAUCCACCAUCACAGCGCUCGAGAAGGACCUCUCCAAGAAGGAGAAGGAGUACACAACCCUCUCCAGCGAGGCCGAGGACCUGCGUCUCAAGAUCAAGGAGCUCUCUGACAAGUCGACCUCGACCGAGCAGGAGACCCAGACGCGCAUCGCGAAGCUGCAGUCGGAGCUCGAGGCCACCAACGCCAAGGCCGCCGAGGGCUCCGCCGCCCACGCUUCCGAGCUCGAGGCCGCCACCAAGCAGCUGACCCGCCUCCAGGAGGAGCUCGACAAGCUGCACCUCGACAAGAAGACGCUCGCCGACGACGUCGCCAGCCUCAACAAGCAGCUCGCCUCGGCCAAGGCGGACCGCGACACCCUCGAGGCCUCGCUCCGGGACGAGAUCGCCUCGCUCCAGACCCGUCUCGCCGACGCCGAGACGAGCCAGGGCGCCCUGAAGGACGCCCUCAGCAAGCUCGAGGCCGAGGGCGCCACCUCGUCCAAGACGCUCGGCGAGAGGGACGAGGCCUACAAGGCCCUGCAGCAGGUGCUCGACAAGCUCAAGACCGACACGGACGCCCAGCUCGCCACCUCCAAGCAGGACCUGUCGGCGGCCGAGGACAAGUUCACCACCCUGCAGAAGACCCACGACACCCACAAGACCGAGUCGGAGACGCAGCUGUCGGCUGCCAAGAAGGACCUCGUCGAUGCCAACGACAAGCUGAGCGCCCUGCAAAAGGGCCACGAGACGCUCAAGUCUACCUCCGAGGCUGACCUCGCCGCCGCCAAGAAGGAGGUUGCCGAGAUCCAGGCCAAGCUCAAUGCUCUGCAGGAGUCCCAGGGCAAGGCCUCUGCCGAUUCCGAGGCCGAGGUCGCCGCCACCAAGAAGGAGCUCGCCGAAACUAAGGAGAAGCUCGCUGCCCUCGAGGCAUCACAGACCAAGGCCACGGCCGACUCAGAGGCCGUUGUGGCGGCCACCAAGAAGGAGCUGGCCGAGACGCAAGAGAAGCUCGCCGCCCUGCAGGAGGCUCAGACCAAGGACAAGGCUGCUUCCGCCGAGGAACUCGCCGUUACCAAGAAGGACCUUGCCGACACCCAGCAGAAGCUGGCUGCUCUCCAGGAGUCCCAGGGCAAGGCCUCUGCCGACUCCGAGGCUGCCGUUGCUGCCACCAAGAAGGAGCUUGCCGAGACGCAAGAGAAGCUUGCUGCUCUCGAGGCCUCGCAGUCCAAGGAGAAGUCUGCCUCUGAGGAGCAGCUUGCCGCCACCAAGAAGGAGCUCGUUGACACCCAGAAGAAGCUCACCGACUUGCAAGAGUCUCAGACUAAGGAGAAGUCGGCUGCCGAGGAGGAGCUCGCGUCCGCGAAGAAGGAGCUCGCCGCCACACAGGAGAAGCUCGCCACUCUUGAGGCCUCCCAGUCCAAGGAUAAGGCCUCUGCCGACAGCGAACUCGCUGCCGCCAAGAAGAGCCUGGCCGAGUCUGACGAGAAGUACAAGACCCUGCAGGCCGCACACGACAAGGCUCAGGCCGACUCGGCUGGUGAGUCUACCCAGGCCAAGAAGGACCUGGCCGACCUCCAGGCCAAGUUUGCCGAGCUCGAGAAGACCAACGAGGCUCUGAAGAAGGAUUCCACUUCCGAGCUCGAAGCCGCCAAGAAGGACGCCGCCACCUGGCAGGAGAAGGCCGAGAAGUCCGAGGCUUCCCAGAACACCCUCACCAAGGAUCUGGAGGCUGCCAAGAAGGAUCUCGCCUCUACCCAGGAUCAGAGCAAGGCCGCCGAGGCCAAGCACGAGUCGGAGCUGCAGAAGGCGCGCGACGAGGCCACCAAGGUCGGUGCCAGCGUCGAGGGCGAGACCAAGAAGCUCAAGGAGGCCCACGAGGCUGAGCUGAAGAAGGUUCGCGACGAGGCCGAGAAGGCCGCCAAGGCCAGCUCAGACAAGGCUACUGCCGACGCCGAGGCUGCGAAGAAGCAGCUGGCGGAAGAGCAGGAGAAGGCCGCCAAGGCUGCCGCUGAGCUCGAGAGCAAGCUUAAGGCUGCCACCACGGAGCAGGAGAAGGCCGCUAAGGUCGCUGCUGAGCUCGAGGCCAAGCUGAAGGCGUCUGAUGAAGAAAAGGAGAAGGCCGCCAAGGCUAUUUCCGAGCUUGAGACCAAGCUGAAGUCUGCGACCGAGGACCAGGCGAAGGCCACCGCUGAGCUUGAGACCAAGGUCCAGGCCCUGCAGAAGGAGCAGGAGGCUGCUGGCGUCAAGGCUAAGGACCUGCAAGAGGAGCACGCCUCCCUGCUGAAGCUUCGCAAGGACGAUGAGAGCAAGCUGUCUGCUCUCAAGGAGCAGGCCGAGGCUGCCGAGGGUAAGGCGACGAAGGCUGCUGGCCAGGUCGAGUCUCUCCAGAAGGAGAAGAAGGACCUAGAGACCAAGGCCUCCGAGGCUGCCGCCGAGACGGAGAAGGCCAAGAAGGCUGAAUCUGAUCUCAAGGCUCAGCUCGACGUCGCCAAGUCCUCCCUGACUGCUGCCCAAGACGACAAGAAGACUCUCGAGUCCAAGGCUGCCGACCUCUCCUCCGAAGCCGACAAGGCUAAGAAGGCCGAGGCCGAGCUGAAGGAAUCUCAGUCCAAGCUCCAGUCCCAGCUCGACGAGGCCAAGGCCAGCCUGACCGCCGCCGAAUCCGAGAAGAAAGACCUCGAGUCCAAGACGGCCGACCUUACCGCCUCUGCCGAGAAGGCCAAGAAGGCCGAGGCCGACCUCAAGACCCAGCUUGACGAGUCCAAGGCCGCCCUCGCCGCCGCGGAGAAGGAGACCAAGGCCGCCCUCGACAAGUUCGUCGCCGGCGAGAAGAAGCUCGAGGAGGCCCUCGCCAGCGCCAAGGCCGCCGCCGCCGAGGCCAGCGACAAGAAGACCAACGGCGACGCCAAGUCGUCCGUGUCUGUCGAGGAGAAGCCCGUCGAGGAGGGCGAAGCCGCCGCCACGGCCUGA
Molecule: messenger RNA, 3039 nt
Organism: Verticillium dahliae VdLs.17
Lineage: Eukaryota; Fungi; Ascomycota; Sordariomycetes; Glomerellales; Plectosphaerellaceae
Exons: 2
Coding region: 1-3039 (1012 amino acids)
Source: RefSeq, a predicted model, not a curated record